GUGUGGUGUGUGUCAGUGACAAACAAACGCUCAGAGAAAACACUCGGCAGUUUUCAUUAGCGUUGCAUCUAAACGGCGUCAUACAAGCAGAGGCAUCCACGAAGGGAGCGCGGCAUGCAUGCAUGCAUUGAUGUGUGUGUGCAGAUAUUUGGAGGUGUUGGAGGUUUUCGAGGAAUUAAAAGUGGACUGGUGCUGGCUCACUGAGGGCUGGGCUGAGACUUGUGACUGCCUGCAUUGUUGCCUGUUUCCUGGGAUGGAAUAAUUUCCCUCUUCAUUCAUCAAAGGAAUAACUGGCAGACUUCUCUUUCCACUUUCAAUGGUGCUUGAAGGCAGAGAGAUGGACGGCAUCGGGAACACCAUGCAGAAGAAGGCUGCGGAGCUGGAGCGGCUGGCCGAGGUGCUUGUCACCGGAGAACAGCUGAGGCUGCGGCUCCAUGAAGGAAAGGUGAUUAAGGAUCGGCGGCACCACCUGCGAACUUAUCCAAAUUGCUUCGUGGCCAAGGAGCUCAUCGAUUGGUUGAUCGAACACAAGGAGGCAUCGGACCGAGACACGGCCAUCAAGAUCAUGCAGAAACUAUUAGACCAGAGCAUCAUUCACCACGUGUGUGAUGAGCACCGAGAGUUCAAAGACCUGAAGCUGUUUUACCGCUUCCGGAAAGAUGACGGCACGUUUCCGUUGGACAGUGAAGCCAAAGUCUUCAUGAGGGGGCAGAGGAUCUAUGAGAAGCUGAUGAACACAGAAAACAACUUAUUACAAAGCAGGGAGGAGGAGGGCGGGACAUUCGAGCGGGCGCUGGUUGCCUCUGAGUUCAUCGAUUGGCUGCUGCAAGAGGGGGAGAUGGCAACCAGGGAGGAGGCAGAGCAGCUGGGACGGAGGCUCCUUGAGCAUGGUAUCAUCCAGCACGUCACCAACAAGCACCACUUUGUCGACGGGCCCCUCCUCUUCCAAUUCAGAAUGAAUUUCAGGCGACGACGGCGGUUGAUCGAACUUCUUCAUGAGCGCGGCCGCAGCAUCCCCGAGAGUCACGACAGCCCAUUCUGUCUCCGCAAACAGAACUCUGACGGAGGCAACAACAGCUUCCUCUCAGUGAGUCCCACUAAAGAGAUAAAGUUGGUGGUCGGAGUCCGGCGGAGCAGCAUGAGCAGCAGCUGUGGCAGCAGUGGUUAUUACAGCAGCAGUCCUACGCUCAGCAGCAGUCCACCUGUCCUUUGCAACCCCAAAUCUGUUCUGAAAAGACAAGUUAGUCCAGAGGAGCUGCAGACACCAGGAGGACCUUUUAUAAAGAAGACAUUCACUAUUGUCGGUGAUGCUGUGGGCUGGGGCUUUGUGGUGCGAGGCAGCAAACCCUGUCACAUCCAGGCUGUGGACCCUGGUGGACCUGCAGCUGCUGCUGGCAUGAAGGUUUGUCAGUUUGUGGUGUCGGUGAACGGACUGAACGUCCUCUCUCACGACUACCGGACCGUCAGCAACCUGAUCCUCACCGGACCCAGGACAAUCGUCAUGGAGGUGAUGGAGGAGGUUUGAGGAGAGCUAUGACAGAAUCCAUCAUAGAUAGUAGUACAAUAAUGACGUGGAGACUGGAAGGUUUAGGACUUGACCUCAAAACCACAGCGACAGAGCAGCAAGUCUCUCAAUGUCCCAACAUUGUUUGGACAAGGUGGAUGACUGAGAGACUGUUUAAGAAUGUGGAUAUUCAAGUCAAGUGAAUGAUUCAACCUGUAGACAAAACACACAGGUUGUUAUUUUUUCUUUGAGUUUAGAGGCGCACUCAUAAAAGAGGGAAAGUGCAAGAGCCACAACUUCUACGGAUGUGGACGCAGACUGCUUCAAUGUGUCGACAAAGACCCUCAGUCUUAAUGAAGAGGCCCCAGAUUUAAUGUGUGAAAUAGGACGACUCAUGUUCCCUGUUUUUCUUUGAGUUUGGAACUGUUUCAUGAAUAUGUUGCUGAACAUGAUGAGCGUUUAAAAGAAAUCAUUAGAAACCAGGAGAUGAACAAGUACCAGCUGAAAGUGUAACAAUAAGGAAGAAUAUUUCAUGCUGACACAUUCAGUGACCUCUCCCCCAGUUAGUUUCCAACAAUGGAUCUGAUGGCUGAACACUGCCCUCUGCUGGGAGAGACAGUACAACACAGAACAUUUAUACAAUGAUGAUGAAAAUCACAAGUUUCAGGGUGUUUUUUCAUUGCUUGGAAAACCAGCUUGUUAAAUAGAAAACAAGAUGAAUUUCUAAGCUUGUCAUGUGCAAAAACCACUUAAUUGAUACCCAGGUAGAUUGCUGUGUAGCUGCAAGGAAUUAGUUUACAUAAUAAAUGUGCAGUGAUAAACUGUACGUGGCAUAAACGGGCACAAUGUAUAUAGAAGAGUUACAAAAGAGUUAACGCACAAACAAACUGAAGAAGUCCUGCUUUAGAAAAAUAGUGUUUAUCAAACAGAAACUCAUAAUUGUGCAAUUUAAAAUGAACUGCAGUACUGAGAAUGUCUCGAAAACUUUAUAAAUAAUUGUUUUGUGUAGGAGUAAUUACCCCUGAGCUCUAUAAGUAUCUUUUAGUUGUUUUUUUUUUUUAAAACACAAAGAUAUACAAACCAGAAAGUUCCACAAUGACAUAGAGCAAGUCUCUAUUAUAUGUGUUGUUAAAAUAUUCUUAACUCUAAAGUAUUUGUAAAAAUUAGGAAAUAUGUCUAAGAGGUGUUGCAUUUAUUGACUAAAAAAAACCCCAAAGACUAGGAGUGUUUCAAAACACUGGCAACACCAGAUGAAUCAUAAACUAUAAAAGUCUUGUUAUACCUGCCAGAUUUAAUUUGGAACUGUAAAAGAUUUUCUUGCUGCGAACAGAAGAUUUAGUUAACAUUAGAUACAGAAAAUGUAUCUAAAUAUUUUUGACGUUUGAAGAAUUAAAGGGUCGAAUGAUAUAAUUAGCACUUGAACUAUUAAACAUUCGUUUUUUUCAGUAACAAACACACUUAAAUGACAAAAACAUUCUUCUUUUUUAAAAAUAAAAUAUAGAUUUUGAAUUUGUAUACAUAUAUAUACACAUGCAGGGACUUAGACUCUGAAAAGACCUUCUUAGUUCUUUUAAUACAUUUUUAUCAGUUAGUUACCCUGUGUUAUCUUGAAUUCAGAAAGAAAACAAUGAAUUGAAGUCAUAGUGGAUCAUGUUUAACUAUAUCAAAACAUCAGUUUACAAACUCUCUCACAACUCACGCAGUAUAAUCCAAGUCUCAUUUAUUUAGUUGUAUGCUCAGCACUUCCCAAGCACAUACAUUUUCACUGAAACCUUACUAUUUUAAAAAACUUUGGCAUAAACUGCACAUGUGCAUUACUCAUUUGUGCGUGAGGCUGUUAUUGCAGUAUUUCAAAUAGUAAGGUUUGUCUUCAGGAAGCACUGAGCAUACUAUCGAAUAAAUGAGACCUGGAUAAUACUGCAUGAGUUGUGUGAGAGUUCGUAAGUGUA
This is a messenger RNA of Plectropomus leopardus (leopard coralgrouper), 3453 nucleotides long. RefSeq names its product DEP domain containing MTOR-interacting protein (gene deptor). Gene Ontology annotation, cellular component: plasma membrane. Lineage: Eukaryota; Metazoa; Chordata; Actinopteri; Perciformes; Serranidae. The record is from RefSeq and is a predicted model, not a curated record. Gene Ontology annotation, biological process: negative regulation of TOR signaling; intracellular signal transduction; positive regulation of GTPase activity. Gene Ontology annotation, molecular function: GTPase activator activity; guanyl-nucleotide exchange factor activity; protein binding.